GGGAAGAGGAACCACUGUGCUCUCUUCAGUUGGACGCGCCUUCAGUGUCCGAGCGGAGAGCUAGAGGUCUGGAGGUCGCAAUGGCGUCAGCUCCGUUCUUCGUCGCUUUGUCGUCGUGCGUCCUGCUGAUGGCCGGAGGCAAGGAGACGCUGCUGGACGACAUCUGCAUGAACUGCAUCUGCGAGGCGACGUCUGGCUGCGACAUGAUGUCCCCGGAGGCGGGCUGCAACAACGACACGUGCGGGCUGUACGCGCUGCCCAAGGUCUACUGGGAGGACGGCGGCCGGCCGCGGGUACCCGGCGAGGAGGAGGAGGACGAGGACGAGGCUUACAAGACUUGCGCCCAGGACACCCGCUGCGCCGAGGCGGUGGUACACAACUACAUGAUUAAAUACGCACAGGACUGCAACCACGACGACGACAUCGACUGCUACGACUAUGCGGCUAUCCACCGCAAGGGCGGGUUCGGCUGCCGUGCGACCUUGGACCAGAAGUACCGCCUGUCCGUGGACAGGUGCAUCCAGGCAGCCAGGAACCUCACCGCCCCCGCCCCUUGAACCCUACCUCCCUACCCCCCUCCGCAACUGCUGCCGAGGCCAAUAAACUACUCACGCAUACCA
Molecule: messenger RNA, 620 nt
Organism: Bacillus rossius redtenbacheri
Lineage: Eukaryota; Metazoa; Arthropoda; Insecta; Phasmatodea; Bacillidae
Product: lysozyme-like
Exons: 4
Coding region: 81-557 (158 amino acids)
Molecular function (GO): lysozyme activity
Source: RefSeq, a predicted model, not a curated record